CCGACGCUGAUGGCGAGCUUAGAGCACAUUGCCAAUGGCGUCAUCAGGAGGAGGCGGGGCCCGAGUAUGUUCUGGCUGGUAGGGGUGGAGCCAAAAAGGGUCAAGGUCUUCAUGAUUAAUUUCCAGGGAAUUUAAACAAAAUUAAGUUGCUUUCUACUCUCUGUCUGGUUGUGUAAGGCCUACUAGAUAUCUCCCCGUGUAUUCACUGAGCUCACUUUCCCCACUUCUAAUUGGAGAUGACUUCAUUGGCUUCCCCGGGGUUCUCAGAUGCAGAUGGUUCUCCAGGAUGAAAAUUUUGUCAGUAAAGAAGAGUUCCAGGCAGUGGAAAAGAAGCUGGUGGAAGAGAAAGCUGCCCAUGCCAAGACCAAGGUCCUCCUGGCCAAGGAAGAGGAGAAGUUGCAAUUUGCCCUCGGAGAGGUAGAGGUGCUAUCUAAACAGCUGGAGAAAGAGAAGCUGGCUUUUGAAAAAGCGCUCUCCAGUGUCAAGAGCAGAGCCCUGCAGGAAUCCAGUAAGAAGGACCAGCUCAUCACCAAGUGCAAUGAAAUUGAGUCUCACAUUAUAAAGCAAGAAGAUAUACUUAAUGGCAAAGAGAAUGAGAUUAAGGAGUUGCAGCAAGUUAUCAGCCAGCAGAAACAGAUCUUCAGCCCAUGCCCAGCCAGCUCCAUUGCAGGAAUCACAUGUCUGACUACCGGAUCCAGAAGCAACAGGAGAACUACAUGGCCCAAGUGCUGGACCAGAAGCAUAAGAAAGCCUCGGGGACGCGUCAGGCCCGGAGCCACCAGCAUCCCAGGGAAAAAUAAAAUUGUCUUCACCUUCCUGUUCUGUAGCUGUAAUGCUGGACCUCUGCCUUCUCUGCUGUGGGGGUCCCCAUCCCUGUGGGUUUCUGCUUCUGCCACGUCAGGCCUCACCAGUGCCCUGACUCCCAGGGAAGAGGCAGAAGGCACUCUUUUUUUUUUCUCUCUGCCUGCCUCCUGGGCCUUCAUGACAGAAGGGAGAAUCAAGUUACUAGGGACUGGGUGGGGGACAGGCCUUGGACCACUACUUUCCAUGCCACUCCUUGGCUCAGAAAAGGAUGCUGCUCAAGUCUCCAGCCCCUGCUGGAGUGCGCGGCUCCCUCCCUUGGAUAGUAGGGGGAGUGAAAGUGUGGGGGUAUAGCGUAGGGGAGGACUACUUUGUUGUCUAAUAGGCACUGUCCUUCCUACUCUUGGUAUUUAAUCCCUCCCUAUGUAAACAGCUCUGGUUACCCCGGGUUACCUGUAAACACCCCACCCCA
Molecule: messenger RNA, 1273 nt
Organism: Leopardus geoffroyi (Geoffroy's cat)
Lineage: Eukaryota; Metazoa; Chordata; Mammalia; Carnivora; Felidae
Gene: SPATA24
Product: spermatogenesis associated 24
Exons: 6
Coding region: 268-1155 (295 amino acids)
Cellular component (GO): cytoplasm; nucleus
Molecular function (GO): DNA binding
Source: RefSeq, a predicted model, not a curated record